AAGACGCGCUCCGCCUCUCAGUUUAAACGUCACAUGCGGAAGUAUCAACAUGGAGAACUGCAGAGAAGCGUCAACGAAUUCACUUUUGAAAGAUGGGUGCUACACUGAUUUCCUGGCGGAUGACUUUGAUGUGAAGACGUACACAGCUCAAGCUAUUCACCAUGCUGUCAUUGCUGAGCAACUGGCCAAGCUGGCACAGGGCAUUAGUCAGCUGGACAAGGAGCUGCACAGCCAGGUGGUGGCCAGACAUGAAGACUUACUGUCUCAGGCGACUGGGAUAGAGUCCCUGGAAGGGGUCCUUCAGAUGAUGCAGACAAGGAUCAGUGCUCUGCAGGCCGCUGUUGACAGGAUUAGGACGAAGAUUGUUGACCCAUACAACAAGAUUGUGGCCAGAAUCACCCAGCUUGCCAGACUGCAGAUGGCCUGUGACUUGCUGCGGAGGAUCAUUCGAAUCUUGUACCUGAGCAAGAGGCUCCAGGGGCAGCUCCAGGGGGGCAGCAGGGAGAUCACCAAGGCCGCUCAGAGCCUCAAUGAACUAGACUAUCUGUCACAAGGUGUGGAUCUGAGCGGCAUCGAAGUGAUUGAGAAUGACUUGCUGCUGAUCAGCAGAGCCAGGCUGGAGGUGGAGAACCAGGCAAAGAGACUUCUGGAGCAGGGCAUGGAGAUCCAGAAUCCCACCCAGGUUGGCACGGCCCUGCAGGUCUUCUACAACCUGGGCAGUCUAAGAGCGACCAUCACUUCUGUAGUGGGGGGUUACAGGACCACCAUAUACGAUAACAUCACAAGUGCUUUGGACAUCAAGGGCCUGACACAGGCGACCAACCCCAGAGGUGCACCAGGCAGAGCAGUGCUGCCGACACCAGGCAACACAGCAGCUUUCCGUGCUGCUCUGUGGACCAACCUGGAGAAAUUGAUGGACCAGAUAUGUGCUGCGUGCAGACAGGUGCAACAUCUACAGAAGGUCCUGAUAAGGAAGAGAGACCCUGUAACUCAUGUGUGCUUCAUCGAUGAGAUCAUCAAGGAUGGACAGCCUGAUAUCCUCUACACCUUCUGGAAUGAUGUCACCAACACACUUAGUGAGGAGUUUCACAGGGCAACUGAAGCCUCGUCCUUCCUAAAGCAGGCGCUGGAAGGAGAGUAUCCGAAGCUGUUGCAACUGUACAACGAGCUGUGGCGCCGCCUGCAGCAGUACAGCGCCAGCCUGCAGGGAGCACUAACAAGCAGCGGGGGAAUGGACACAUCUCUGGACAUCACUGCCACAGAGACAGACAGCCAGGACCUCUUCACACAUGGAAAACAGGACUACAAUCCAGAGAAGGCUCUGAAGGCCUCUCUCCAGCCGUAUGAGGCAGCCUACCUUUCGAAGUCCCUCUCUCGUCUGUUCGAUCCUAUCAACCUGGUGUUCCCUAUGGGCGGCCGCAACCCUCCCUCCAACGACGAGCUGGACAGCAUCAUCAAGACCGUCAGCAGUGAGCUGAAUGUGGCGUCAGUCGAUCCAAAGCUCUCUCUGGCUGUGUCCAAGAAUGCUGCCAAGACCGUCCAACUCUUCUGUGUCAAGUCUGAACAACUGCUGUGCACUCAGGGGGAGGCCAGUCAGGUGAUUGGUCCAUUGACAGAGGGCCAGAGGAGGAAUGUCACUGUGGUCAACUCCCUCUAUCGUCUGCAGCAGGCCAUUGCCAAGAUUAUUUCAGGAUUGGGGUCAUGUCCACCGGUGGCUGCUGAGGCUCUCUCUUCUUCUUUGGAGGGAGUCCAGGUCCUGAUGAGCAGUGCGGUGCAACCGCUCCUGCAGUCAGUGAGUGACUCUAUAGAGGCCAUCAUCAUCACGCUACACCAAGAAGACUUUUCAGGGCCUCUGUCCUGCCCUGGAAAGCCAGAUGUUCCGUGCUCCCUCUACAUGAAGGAGUUGCAGGGCUUCAUCUCCAGAGUGAGGACUGACUACUUCAGACACUUCCAGUGUGUGGACUUCAUCUAUGAGAGCACAGAGUCCCUCGCUCAGAGGGCCAUAGAGCUGUUUAUCCGCCACACCAGCCUGCUGCGCCCACUGGGAGAGGGUGGCAAGAUGAGGCUGGCUGCUGACUUUGCACAGAUGGAGUUGGCAGUGGCUCCUCUGUGCAGGAGAGUGUCUGAUUUGGGGAAACCUUACAGGAUGCUGCGCUCCUUCAGGCCGCUGCUGUUUCAGACCAGCGAGCUGAUAGCCAGCAGUCCAGCUGUGGGUGACCUGAUCCCCUACAGUACCCUGCUGCAUUUCUUCCUCACCAGAGCCCCAUCUGAGCUCAAGUCACCUCACCAGAGAGCAGAGUGGUCCAUCGCCCGUUAUUCCCAGUGGCUGGAUGAUCAUCCCUCUGAGAGAGACAGGCUCACUCUUAUCAGGGGCGCACUGGAGGCCUAUGUGCAGUCAGUGAGGGCUCGCCAGGGGAAGGAGUUUGCGCCCAUCUAUCCCAUCAUGCUCCAGCUGUUACAGAGAGCCACCAGUGGCUCACAGGAGGUCAGACUCUGAGGACCACACAAGCGUCAGAGCAGGAAGUGGGUAGAGGCAGAGGGUGUGGUGGUGUGAAUGGAAGUCAUUAUGCGGCUCUAUUCCAGCUAAAAAGUGAUCUUUCAUACGAUUGUUUGCCACAUUAACUGUAUUUAUCUUUGAAGGACCUAAGCUGAAUUUCUUAACAUUUGCAAUUAGGGGUGCCACAUUUAGAUUUGACUUUCGAUUUUAAGGUCGCAAUUAAAUUAGAUUUCCAGUUUUUUCAGCACUCUCAUUUACAUUUUCAAAUUCUUUGAAAGGAAAUGCUAUGUGGCACCAUGAUGGAUCUUCUCUUUUGGAAUGUACCACAAAAUACAGGAAGAGUGGCUGAUCCUGCCACAAUCUGGUUAAUUUGUUUCCCCGAUCACUUUGGAAAGCUGAAGUGUUGCUGUUCAUAUGGAUUUGUGAUCCGCAGAGAUAUUUUUUUCUCCGUCUUUAAACUGAAGAACCGUUUUUUUCCCAUCAAAUCUGGACAUGGAUUCAGCUUUCUCCAGAGACAGCUGUGAAUAUGUAAUGUGUACAGUAGUUAUGGCAAGUUCACCAAUGACUCCCGAGAAUAAACAAAUGUUAUGUU
This is a messenger RNA of Cyclopterus lumpus (lumpfish), 3089 nucleotides long. It is a transcript of the gene cog5, whose product is annotated as component of oligomeric golgi complex 5. The transcript has 22 exons. Gene Ontology annotation, biological process: intra-Golgi vesicle-mediated transport. The record is from RefSeq and is a predicted model, not a curated record. Lineage: Eukaryota; Metazoa; Chordata; Actinopteri; Perciformes; Cyclopteridae. The coding region runs from base 50 to 2497 and encodes 815 amino acids. Gene Ontology annotation, cellular component: COG complex.